UGGAGAAUUAUAUAUCGAUUCGAAAAAUAUAAAAUUCAAGAGUCUAAUAGAAAGACUACAAGAACAUUCGAAAGACUAAUUGGAAAACAAAAAAAACAAUCGGUUGUCCAACUGGGCAAGCAAGGACAACUUACCAUAGAUGGUAGUUAAAAACACCACCACUUGAGCGCGUCGCGGUUUCCAUUAGCAACGAUAUCACUUAGCACCUGAACGAAAUGCCAAACAAAACAGCGUUACAAUUUUCAUAAGCGUUUCAAAAGGCGACGGUAAAUGAAAGGACAAAUUUUGCACACGGGCUUACAAUUCUUCAAGAGAAUUUCGAAAAUGUUUGACAAACGAGAUAACAAACAAACUGGCGAAAAACGUGAGACCAUACAAGAAAUUGCAAUUAAACUAGCCGAGGAGCAAUUGCGUACGCUGCAAGCGGAGAGUGGACCUAAGGAACGCACCGUUUUCGUGCUGGGCAGCAGAGGUGCUGGCAAAUCCACGGCGCUGCAUAAAUUCUUCGAGCGCGAGGACAAUCCGCGACCCACACUUGCUUUAGAAUAUUCAUACGGUCGACGCACGAGCGGCACGCAAAAACAGGUGCUAAAUGUGUGGGAGCUCGGGGCUUUGGACAAUGCAGAGCAGUUGAUUUCAGUGCCCUUACGCACACAUGGCCUUGAGAAUUUCGCGGCCAUUAUAAUGUUGGAUCUCUCGCAGCCGAAACGCGUUUGGCCGGAAUUGGAGCGCAUUUAUCAGGCGCUACGUAGCACAAGCAGUAAAUUGCUGAGCCCAGAUGAGGAGCAAAUGUAUCGCGAGCGCAUGGCGGAUCGUCUCAAAAAGGAUCACAACGAUUUGGAGUGUCUCGAGUUGAUGCCAUUUCCGAUAGUUAUAGUUGGUGGCAAAUAUGAUUUGUUCAAAGAUUUCGACGCCGAGCUAAAGCAACAUAUCUGCCGUUGUCUGCGUUCCAUGGCACACUUGAUAGGCGGCAGCGUACUCUUCUAUUCCAAUAAAAUACCCAAACUUGCGAAAACACUACGCGAUACCAUAAGUCACUUGGGUUUCGGUAGUCCCACGCAUCCAUUUCGCUCGCAUGUGACCGAUAGCGCGGAUGCGCUCUCCAUUUGGUUCGGCACCGAUAGUUGGGAUCAGAUUGGCAGCGUCGGUGUGCUAAGUGUCGAACGUAUUGGCUCUCUACUGGCCAGCGAGGCGCCACAGCUGAAUGAAAUGGUUAAGAAACGUUCCGCGAAAUCGAAAUCACAUAUCAAUGAUCCCGCCAAGGAUGCAGGGUUUCGUGAGAGCAUCAUCGAUGAGAUGCGGGCACAGAAGGAUAAAGAGUUGCAGGCGAUCAUCAAGGAAUCACAAUUACGUGGGCAAUUCGAGACGAUUGUUUGAAGUGAGUGGCUCGGUUUAAGCGCUGAAAGUGGUAUAUAGGAGUGAUGGAAAUUAGGGAUAUUUGUUGUUUCUGAUGAAAUAUUUCAGUACAAUUUGUAAGCUGUGACUUUAAAGCUCAAAUAAUAAAUAUAUUACAAUCUUGUUCGGUAAA
Messenger RNA from Bactrocera tryoni, 1528 nucleotides. Its product is annotated as cytoplasmic dynein 2 light intermediate chain 1. Bases 271 to 1377 code for a protein of 368 amino acids. The record is from RefSeq and is a predicted model, not a curated record. Lineage: Eukaryota; Metazoa; Arthropoda; Insecta; Diptera; Tephritidae. Gene Ontology annotation, biological process: intraciliary transport involved in cilium assembly; intraciliary retrograde transport. The transcript is spliced from 3 exons. Gene Ontology annotation, molecular function: dynein heavy chain binding. Gene Ontology annotation, cellular component: cytoplasmic dynein complex; ciliary basal body; axoneme.